AUGACGGGCAACUUGGUAUGGAAGCUGAUCCCACUCCCUCAGAUAGAACUCUCUUUGGCAAGGGUACUACGCUGUGGCCAGACUUUCCGUUGGAAAAAUGUUAAUUCGAUUUGGAGCUUUACCGCCAACGAUCAGAUCGUUCUUUUGAAACAGGACCCUGAGCUGAUCCACUACGCCUGCGUUCUCUCUGACGGCCAGGACUCGUCGAACGCCGUUUCCAAAGCUUACGAGAAGACUCACGCAUUUAUUCACGACUAUUUCAACUUGGACGUCAAACUUGAGGAGCUUUACCAGCAAUGGAGCGAGGUAGAGCUCAAAUACAGAGCCAAGAGCAAGGCAGAAUCAUUUGCGACGUUUCCAGGAAUAAGAAUGCUCAGACAAGAUCCAUGGGAGACAGUGAUACUGUUUAUUUGCUCGUCCAACAAUAACGUUAAGAGGAUCUCAAAAAUGUGCGAUGCCUUGUGCCAGGAGUUCGGUACCUACAUCAACGACUUUGAGGACCAUGCCUACUAUUCAUUCCCACUGCCAGAAGUCCUUGCAGGCCCAGAGGUAGAAGGAAAGCUCAGAGACUUGGGUUUUGGUUACAGGGCGAAAUACAUCAACCAAACUGCAAAGAUGUUUGUGGACCCUGAGGUACCAGAAAUUUCGAUGGAUAUACUUCAUGAACAAAGAUUGAAAUCAUACGAAGAUGCUCACGAGUUUCUUCUUCAGCUCUCUGGUGUUGGACCAAAGGUUGCCGAUUGCAUUUGUCUCAUGGCCUUGGACAAGCACGAUGUCGUGCCUGUUGACACACACGUUUUACAGAUCGCUACAAGGGAUUACAAAUACAAAGGUCCUAAAACUAUGAACAAGGUCUCAUAUCAUCAGGUUCGCCUUCACCUCCAGGAGCUAUUUGGCAAGUACGCAGGAUGGGCACAGCUGGUGAUGUUUGCAGCAGACCUUUCGGACUUGAACAAUGGCAUUAAUCAAAGAGACGGAGCUAAAAUUAAGCAUGAUGUUGAAUUUACUGAGGUGAAGAAGGAGUCAAGCGUGAAGACUGAACCCACCCCAUCGGUAGUGAGUAAAUCCGUUAAGCUAGAGGUCAACGGGAAAAGGUCGAGCAUCACCAGUAAGGCGACGGUGAAAAGGAUUAAGACAGAGGCAUGA
Molecule: messenger RNA, 1146 nt
Organism: Candidozyma duobushaemuli
Lineage: Eukaryota; Fungi; Ascomycota; Pichiomycetes; Serinales; Metschnikowiaceae
Gene: OGG1
Product: 8-oxoguanine glycosylase
Exons: 1
Coding region: 1-1146 (381 amino acids)
Biological process (GO): nucleotide-excision repair; base-excision repair, AP site formation; base-excision repair
Cellular component (GO): nucleus
Molecular function (GO): damaged DNA binding; 8-oxo-7,8-dihydroguanine DNA N-glycosylase activity
Source: RefSeq, a predicted model, not a curated record